Eimeria acervulina is the source of this 4899-nucleotide messenger RNA. RefSeq lists its product as hypothetical. The transcript is spliced from 7 exons. Lineage: Eukaryota; Apicomplexa; Conoidasida; Eucoccidiorida; Eimeriidae. The record is from RefSeq and is a predicted model, not a curated record. Bases 1 to 4899 code for a protein of 1632 amino acids.
AUGGAUGUUUGUUUGCAGCAUUCUCUCGCUCGAACGAGACCCGAAGCCUUAUCUCGGGUGUAUGCCGAUCCAAGGGGGAGGGCAUUGAGGUGCUUUGCUGUUGCAAGCAGCGGUGCUGCUGCUGCUGUUUGUCUCUGUGCGUAUCCUCGCUGGGCAUUAGAUACUGUCAGGACCCGCCUGCUGCUGCGCAGCAGCAGCAGCAGCAGCAGCAACAGCAACAGCAGCAGCAGCAGCAGCACCAGCAGCAGCAGCAGCAGCAGCCCCCAACAAACCCGCGGGAUCGUCGUCCCCAGAGACGAUCCCAGCACCCCACACCCCACAACGCCCCAAAAUAACACACAGUCACCAACCUCAGCAGCAACAGCAGUAGCUGGUGCUGCUUCUGCUGCUGCAGCAGAGAUACCACAAGCUGCUCCUGAUGCUUCUUCAACGGCUACGCAUGACAGCGCGCAGGACCGGAUCUGCAGAGGCAGGUCUGCUGCUGCUGCUGCUGCUGCUGCUGUUAACCAUAAGACGCUGAAGGCCGAAGGGAGACUGGUUGGAAGGCCGCCUCGAAAGAAGCGGUUCAAAAGUGUGGGGCUGACUGCUGCUGCUGAUGGGGGACACUGUGCUGCAGCAGCAGCAGCAGCAGCAGCAGCAGCAUGUGCAGCAGCUGAUGCUGCUCUUCCUGCUGCGGAUAAAUCUCAAAAGGAGAUGGAGACACAUGAAGGAGACAGAAGCAAAUCAGCAACAGACAAUGUAAAGCACAAGAUGCAUGAGGAGCAGAGGGACACUACAGCAGCAGCAGCAGCAGCAGCAAAAGCAGCAAGAGCAGCAGCAGCAGCAGCAGAAGAAGCGACAGUGGCGACCGCAGCAGCGAGUGAAGAGGCACCGUUUAGGGGCCAGGAUCAGCAGCAACAGCAGCAGCAGGAGCAGCAACAGCAGCAGCAGGAGCAGCAACAGCAGCAGCAGGAGCAGCAGCAGCAGCAGCAGCAGGCAGACAGCAUCGUAUUAUUAGACACGCGUUAUUUGCUGCCAAUGUGGGAGUUGUGUCUUGGGGGGCCCUUUCCUGCUGCAGAGGGUCUCCCGAUGCAGCCGAUUCGUUGCUGCUGCUGCUGCUGCAACAAAUGCUGCUUGGGCCUUUGCCGCCAGUGCGCGGGGGGCCCCACCGCAGCAGCAGCAGCAGCAGCAGCAGGGGGCGGUAGUAAUUAUCCCCCUUUCUGCUGCAGCUCUCUCUCCUUUGCAUGCGACGACCGCUGCCUCGUCUUAGUCGAUGCUGCAGGGGCGGUGGAGGUGCUGGCGCUGCAGCCUCUGGAAGAAGCAGCAGCAGCAGCAGCAGCCGAAGCACCAGCAGCAACAGCAGCAGCAGCAGCAGCAGGAAGGCACUGUAUAGGGGGGGCUUACCCUCGUCGUUUAUGCAGAUUGCAAUUCAUCUCCUGCACAAUAUUAGGGGGCCCCUGCUGCUUGCUGGGUUGCCGUUUGCUGCGGAUCUGCAGCAUACAGACGCAGCAGCAGCACGAGCAGCAGCUGGCUUCUUGCUGGGUUGAAGACAACUGGGCGGGCCCCACCUGCUGCGCCCCCAAUACGAACUCCUCACGCAGCAGCAGCAGCAGCAGCAGCAGCAAUAGCAGCAGCAGCAGCAGCAGAAGCAGAUUGUCGGAGGACUUUGUGCAGGAGACAGCAGGGGGCCCAGUGUUAUUAUAUUCGUGCGAAGGGGAGGAGGAUUUGUGGGAUCGCGAUCCCAUCGAUCCCGGGAUCGUCUCCCCUUUUGUGGGGCCUUAUUGCUUAGCAGAGUUCCUCGUACACCUCAGCGGGCUGCCGCCUUUUAGGCUGCUGAUCGACAUCACCAGCAGCAAAGUGCUGCGCUGCGUCUCCCUUUUGUCUCUUGGAUUAACUCGCAGCUGUCUCUCCUUUGCUAAUACGCAAACCCCACAAGCCACACGGGAUGUCCUGCAGCAGCAGCAGCAGCAGCAACAAGAGCAGCAGCAACAAGAGCAGCAGGAAGAACAGCAGCAGCAGCAGCAGCACGAACAACAGCAGCAGCAAAGUGGUGGGGAGGAUUGUUGCGGGCAUGCGGAGUCUGUGCUGCACCAGGAGUCAGAGCAAGCACUGGAAAGCCAGCAGCAGCAGCAGCAGCAAGAACAACAGCAGCAGCAACAGGACGAACAGCAGCAGCAGCAGCAGCAACAGCAGGAGUCUGGAGUUCCUGGUUGCGGGCCAAGGAGACAGGCCCCUUCCAGGAAGGCGGAAUCAAAACAAAAGGAGACACUUGGAGCGAAGAAGAGCAGCAGCAGCAACAGCAACAGCAGCAGCAGCAGCAGCACAAGGCUUCCCUCUCCGGCUAUCGGUAGCGUAAAGCGGAGUGCGUAUGCGCAUGCAGCUUUCAAGUAUUCACCUUGCAGCUCUUUGCUGCUGACGGAUGGAGUGUAUGUGCAGCGCUGCAGCAGAAGCACCGAGAACCCGUCUCCUGCUGCUGCUGCUGCUGCUGCAGUUGGUGAAGCAAAAUCUGUGGGUCAGCUGCACCGCGAUUUCCCCGUUGCAGUCUUCAGGCAGCAGAUACAGCCGAACGGACAGCUGCCUCUUGUCUCUUUGCCACCGCUUCAGGCUCCAGACGGUGCAGCAGCAGCAGCAGCAGCAGAAGCAACAGCAGCAGCAGCAGAAGCAGCAGCAGCAGCAGCAGCAGCAGCAGAGUGUGAGUGCGGGCAGUGGUUCGUUGGUAUCGCGCUGCCAUGCGGGAUGAUCGUCGUGCUGGACCUUCACCAUCGAAUUCUUGCAAGGUACCGCUUCUCCUCCUCAAGAGCGGGCUUCUUCGAUCACUUAGAGGUGCAGCAAGGCGGAGGUUUGCUGCUGGCUUGGCGAGAGAAGCUCUCCGUGCUGCUGUCUCUUACCCCCGCUAAAGCAACAGCAGCAGCAGCAGCAGCAGCAGCAGCAGCAGCGCCUGAACAAGCAACCUGGGGAGACACUGCAGCAGCAGCUUUCACUAACACGAGACGCAACCCUUUAAAACCCUUCUGGACAUGCAGACAGAUGGAGACAGCCAGCGACGAUGAAGAGCAGCAGCAGCAGCAGCAGCAUCAGCAGCAGCAAGAGGGAGAACAGCAGCAGCAGAAGCAAGACGAGGACGAUCGCUGCACCCACGAAGAGGCUGGCGAUAGCGAUGAACUCCCAGGCAGCAGCAGCAGCAACAGCAACAGCAGCAGCAGCAGCAGCAACAGCAGCAGCAAUAGCAGCAACAGCAACAACAACAGCAGCAACAGCAGCGGCGGGUCCAGCUCUGCUGCUAAGCGUCUUCUUUACUCUCGGGAGAAGAAAGGGCUGCACACCGCCAGAGAACUGCUCCAAGGUUCAGCAGGAAGAGUUGCAGCAUCAGGAGCAGCAGGAGCAGCAGCAGGAGCAGCAGGAGGAGCAGCAGCAGCAGCAGAAGAAGCAGUUGAUCCCUUCCUUCUUCGGGUGUAUAUGGAGCUCCCUGUCGGGGCUCGGGCAGCAGCGCAGCGAGGCGUUGGAUUUAAAGAUUUGCGCAUGGAGACAGCCUUCUUGCCUAUGGUCUUGCAGAUGCAAUGGGUGCCGCAGUCUGUCUCCUCUCUGCUGCUGCUGCCUGUACACCGUCGUUUCUUGGGUUUGCUGCAGCACUCUUAUUCUGCUGUCUCUGAAUUAUCUUUUGUUCAACCAUAUAUUCAUUUCCCUCCAUCACGCAGCAACAGACAAGACCUAGAAACAGCCUGGGACUUCGAUCUAGGCAGCAGCAGCAGCAGCAGCAGCAGCAGCAGCAGUGGGGAGGAAGAAGAGGAAGAGGGCGCGCCUGUUUACUUCUUUAACGGCAAACCGGGGCCUUCAGCUUUCUCUACUUCUUUUGGGGGGCCCUUCAAGGGGACCCCCCUCCAGGGGCCCCCCUUGAAGCCUUCUUGGGGGUCUCCAUCAUUAUGGGGGCCCCUUGGGGGCCCCCAUGGAGGGCCCACUUCCCCCUUGGGGCGGGGGCCCCCUGGGGGGCCCCCCAACUCAGUACCCUUUGGGGGCCCCCAUGAAGGGCCCCCUUCAGCCUUAGGGGGCUUUAUAAAGGGAGUGGGGGGCCCCGCGAGCCUCUGGCAUGAGACGUAUAAAUCCUCUAUCAUGAGUGUGGGGCAGCAAAUGGGUAUUUGGGGCUUUAUAGACACUUGCAUGCAAAUGCAUGCAGCAGCAAAUGCAUGGAAACCCACAUACAGCCCCACCCAAACAGGAGGGGCCCCCAAGGGGGGCCCCCAACACCCCAUGGGGGGGCCCCAGGGCCCCUGUAGGGAAGACAAGCCGUCUAUAGGGCUUGUAGAACGUCUACGCCACCUUAUUGAGGUAUACGAAGGAGAUUCAGAGGGAGAAAUGAUUGAAGAAGAGGGAUUAAACAAUAAAGAAGAUAACAAUAAAGAAGAUAAAAACUCUUUAGACCCAUGCGAAGGGAGACACAGUAGAAAGACCCAGCAGACAUCAAGAAAACGUGCGAGGAGCAAUGCAAAAGGCUCUGCAACAGCAGCAGAAGCUGCAGCAGCAGCAGCAGCAGGAUCUGCAGCAGCAGCAGAAGCUGCAGCAGCAGCAGGUGGCAUAAUAACAACAACCCCACCGCCAUGCAGGCUGCAAGAGGCGCUGCAUACUCUGAGGGAGAGGCGGCGCAUGCAGCUGCUGCCUCCUCCUCUUAGGCGCAGCCGCUUCGAGCUGCCUCCUUUAUUUAGUUUUAAUGAAAUGAUAAAAAUGAAAAUGAAGGAGAACCAACAAAGUGCUGAGGUGGACAGACACCCCGAUGAGGAGUGGUGGGAUCGACUCCGCGGCGUCGUCGCCUCCAGGGAAAAACAAACCCCACAAACCAACUCCGGGAUCGGGAGCGGGAUCGAGAUCGGGAUCGGAUCCUGCGACGAUCUCGUUGAGGCCCGACUCCUGUGGGGAUUUAAACCUUAG